AUUCAAUGUUUGGAAUAUCCUCAAAACAAUCAUAAGGGCAGUGUAAUUUCUACUCGCAAGACAAGCUCCUUAAUCAAUCCUUGGAAGUUUGUAACCUACAAAACAAGUGAAGAGGCGCUUCUGUUAUCACCUGUGGGUGGUUGAAACUUGAAAACCUAAGACAUGGAAACAGCCUCAGAUUACGGAGCAUUCAUUGAGAAAUUCAUUUUACCACCAACUUCUUCUUCCCCUGAUCAUCCUUUGAAUUCACUCACCUUUGCAGUCAAAGACAUAUUUGAUGUGAAAGGGUAUGUAGCUGGAUUUGGGAAUCCUGAUUGGGCAAGGACUCAUCAGGUUGCUGUUUCAACUGCUCCAACAGUUUUGGCUCUCUUGAAUGCAGGUGCCACUUGUGUUGGUAAAACUGUCAUGGAUGAAAUGGCUUACAGUAUAAAUGGAGAAAAUAUACACUACGGCACACCUAGAAAUCCUUGUGCAGAAGACCGAGUUCCUGGAGGAUCUUCAAGUGGCUCUGCUGUUGCAGUUGGUGCAAAGCUUGUGGAUUUCUCUUUAGGAACUGAUACAGGAGGAAGUGUAAGAGUGCCUGCAUCAUAUUGUGGGAUUUUCGGUUUCCGUCCUUCUCAUGGUGCUAUCUUGAAAUCAGGAGUUGUCCCAAUGGCACAAAGCUUUGAUACUGUGGGAUGGUUUGCUAGGGAUCCAAAGAUUUUAAGCAGAGUUGGACACGUACUUUUGCAAUCGCCACACGUCACAUCUGUUAGACCUACUCAGAUUAUCAUUGCAGAAGAUUGUUUUCAGCUUUCAACUGUUCCUUUUGAUGUAGUUACACGGACUGUCAUCAAAGCAAUACAGAAGUUGUACGGAGAUGAUGUAUUAAGGCAUGAAAUCCUUGGUGAAUAUGUGAAGGCCAAAGUACCGAGUUUAGAGCAUUUCAUGAGUGAAGACAAUGCAGACCAAUUAUACAAAAUUCCAUCACUGACUGCACUUUCAAGUGCCAUGCGAUUGCUUCAGAGGUAUGAAUUUAAGAAUAACCAUGGUGAAUGGAUCAAUGCAGUCAAACCUGAUUUAGGUCCUGGAAUUUCAGAACGUGUAUCAGAAGCCCUAAGCACAACAGGGGAGGGCAUUGAGACCUAUCAUUCUAUAAAAAGGGAGUUGCAUGAUGCUCUUACUGAUCUUCUUGGGGAUUUCGGUGUUCUCAUGAUCCCCACAGUUCCAGGACCUCCACCUAAACUACAAACAAAACCAUCUGAAUUAGACGUUUUUCGUGCAAGGGCUUUUAGCCUGCUGUCCAUUGUUGGAGUGUCAGGAUUUUGCCAGGUAAACAUACCACUAGGGAUGUAUAAUGACCUCCCUGUAUCAGUUUCUUUGGUAGCCAGGAAUGGUGCAGAUGGAUUCUUACUUCACCUUGUUGAGAAUAUAUAUGAUAACAUAGAAAAAUAGGAACCAGCAUAGCUGACCGCAUAAUUUACUAUUUUGUAAUAACUGCAAGGAUGUAAGUGUAUUCAAAUUUUUAUACUCAAAUUGAAACAAAGAAGUUUAUGAAAGUCUACAAAACUUUUGAGGAAUAGACAUAUUUUCGUCCCUCAUUUUCUGAGUAUUAACAAGAGUCAAGAGGUAUUUUGGUCUUAA
Molecule: messenger RNA, 1623 nt
Organism: Cicer arietinum (chickpea)
Lineage: Eukaryota; Viridiplantae; Streptophyta; Magnoliopsida; Fabales; Fabaceae
Product: amidase 1
Source: RefSeq, a predicted model, not a curated record